GCCGUAUGCCCGUAUUCCCCUACUCCUCAUUCCUGUCUUCAUCCCCUAUUCCCUUUCAUUCUCUCUUCCCUAAGACCCUAACCUUAUUCAAUAUUCCGCAUAAUUCUAGCGCCGGAAGCUUCAUCUUCGUCUUCAACUUUGGUAGUCCUUCUACUCUUCAAGGAAUAAAGAGUGCUUCUUAUUUCAUCAGCGAGAACCCAAACAUAAUCUAUCCCAAUGUCUUCUUUUUACGUACUAGGUAACUUACUUUCCUCACCCAUUAGUACCCGCCGUCUGCUCCCAUUAUCCCCUUCAGCAUGCCUAAAUUACGACGUUUCACAACCCAAAACAAAUGCCCAUGAAAUCGGGGCAAAAUCAAAGCAAAUAAUGGAUGAAGAAGCAAAAGUGAUUUUGGGUACUUAUGGUAGAGCUCCAAUUGUUCUUUCCCAUGGAAAAGGUUGUAAGUUGUUUGAUGUUGAAGGGCGAGAAUAUUUGGAUAUGACUUCUGGGAUUGCUGUUAAUGCUCUUGGUCAUUCUGACCCUGAUUGGGUUCGUGCUGUAUCUAAUCAGGCUCAUUUUUUGGCUCAUGUCAGCAAUAUUUACUACUCCAUUCCUAUGGUGGAGCUUGCAAAGCGACUAGUUGCUUCUUCAUUUGCCGAUCGUGUCUUUUUUACAAAUUCUGGUACCGAAGCAAAUGAAGCUGCCAUUAAAUUUGCUAGAAAAUUCCAAAGACAUGCACAUCCUGAUGCCAAGAAUCCAGCUACAGAGUUUAUUGCCUUCAGCAAUUGUUUUCAUGGAAGAACUGUUGGCGCUCUUUCGCUGACUAGUAAAGAAAAUUAUCGAUCACCUUUUGAACCGCUCAUGCCUGGAGUUACUUUUCUUGAAUAUGGCAAUGCAAACGCUGCCAGAGAAGUAAUUUUGAGUGGAAAAGUAGCUGCUGUUUUUGUUGAACCUGUUCAAGGUGAAGGUGGUAUUUAUAGUGCAACCAAGGAAUUCUUACAAUCAUUACGUACUGCUUGUGAUGAAGCUGGAUCACUCUUAGUUUAUGAUGAGGUGCAAUGUGGUUUGGGUAGAACAGGUAACCUUUGGGCACAUGAAGCCUAUGGUGUAUACCCUGAUAUAAUGACUCUUGCAAAGCCUCUAGCUGGAGGCUUACCUAUUGGAGCUGUUCUGGUUACAGAAAGAGUUUCAUCAGCUAUAAGCCCGGGAGACCAUGGAAGCACCUUUGCCGGUGGACCCCUCGUGUGUCACGCUGCACUUACUGUCCUAGAUAAAAUCACAAGUCCUGGAUUUUUGGAUAGCGUGGCAAAAAAAGGGAAAUUUUUCCAAGAUAUCUUAACGAAGAAGUUGAGUGGAGACCAACAUGUCAAAGAAGUCCGAGGUCAGGGUCUUAUUGUUGGUAUAGAGUUGGAUGUGCAAGCUGCGCCCUUGGUGGAUGCUUGUCGAAACUCAGGUUUGUUAAUUUUAACAGCCGGAAAAGGAAACGUUGUGAGAUUGGUUCCGCCAUUGACCAUAUCAGAGCAGGAACUUGAAUCUGGUGCUGACAUUCUCCUUAAGUGUCUCCCAGCCUUGGAUGGAAGCAGUUAAGGUGAAAUCGGUGCUAGUUUGAUUAUCUUUUUUUAGUGAGUAGUUGAUUGUAUGUAAAGACUGACUAUUUCAAGAGUUUUAGAAUACCAUGUUAAUUUUGACACAGUUUUAGCCUCUAAAGUUUCUGGUUAUUAGAUUUAUGCUUUUCUGAAAAGUAAAAAUGGAAUUAUUCAAAAGAUAUUAAGUAAUUAUUUAUCUUCA
Molecule: messenger RNA, 1767 nt
Organism: Amaranthus tricolor (Joseph's coat)
Lineage: Eukaryota; Viridiplantae; Streptophyta; Magnoliopsida; Caryophyllales; Amaranthaceae
Product: acetylornithine aminotransferase, mitochondrial
Exons: 4
Coding region: 217-1566 (449 amino acids)
Biological process (GO): arginine metabolic process
Cellular component (GO): chloroplast stroma
Molecular function (GO): pyridoxal phosphate binding; identical protein binding; transaminase activity
Source: RefSeq, a predicted model, not a curated record